Molecule: messenger RNA, 804 nt
Organism: Penaeus chinensis
Lineage: Eukaryota; Metazoa; Arthropoda; Malacostraca; Decapoda; Penaeidae
Product: paired box protein Pax-6-like
Exons: 6
Coding region: 1-804 (267 amino acids)
Biological process (GO): regulation of transcription by RNA polymerase II; anatomical structure development
Molecular function (GO): RNA polymerase II cis-regulatory region sequence-specific DNA binding; DNA-binding transcription factor activity, RNA polymerase II-specific
Source: RefSeq, a predicted model, not a curated record
AUGGGCGACGGCGGGGAACUGAGCGAGGACAGCAACGCAGGGAGUAGUGAGAACAGCAACAGCGAGGACCAGGCAAGAUUACAUCUCAAGAGGAAGCUGCAGAGAAAUAGAACUUCAUUCACUAACGACCAGAUCGACAGUUUGGAAAAAGAGUUCGAGCGCACUCACUACCCGGAUGUGUUUGCACGAGAGAGACUGGCGGCCAAGAUCGGUCUGCCAGAAGCAAGGAUACAGGUCUGGUUCAGCAACCGACGAGCAAAAUGGCGGAGAGAAGAGAAAUUGCGGAACCAAAGACGAGCUGCUGAAGGCGUCGCGCCGUCCUCGCCCACCAGGAUCGUCAACAACGCUUUCACGCCCACGCCCAUGUACACGCCCCUGCCUCCGCCGCCCAUGUCCGUGGCUGACACGUAUGGCUCCAUGACGGGUCCCGGAGGCGGCUUCGGGAUGGCCUCAAGCGUGGGCGUCACAGCCACAAGCCCCAACUGCCUCGGCUCGCAGCAACCACCCACGGGCGUGCACGCGGGGGCGGGACUCACAAGAGAACAGGCACACGCCCACAACCCUUACAUGAGCCGCCCAUACGACCCUCUCUAUUCGCACGCCCGCGCUUCGCCCACCUGCCCGCCCAUGCUCUACCACCACGCCUCCCACCACCAUCACCAUCAAUCCCACGCCCACGAGUACAAUACGCCCACACCACCCAACUCCCAAGCUGGUCUCCUCUCGCCCGGCGUGUCCGUUCCCCUCGCCGUGCCAGGCCAGAACCACGACAUGAGUGCGCAAUACUGGACGCGGCUUCAGUAA